Messenger RNA from Nothobranchius furzeri (turquoise killifish), 3226 nucleotides. It is a transcript of the gene smarcc1b, whose product is annotated as SWI/SNF related BAF chromatin remodeling complex subunit C1b. Gene Ontology annotation, biological process: positive regulation of DNA-templated transcription. Gene Ontology annotation, cellular component: nBAF complex; npBAF complex; SWI/SNF complex. NCBI's taxonomy places the organism in Eukaryota, Metazoa, Chordata, Actinopteri, Cyprinodontiformes, Nothobranchiidae. The record is from RefSeq and is a predicted model, not a curated record. Gene Ontology annotation, molecular function: nucleosomal DNA binding; histone binding.
GCGAGAAAAAGUGAGAACACAAAAGCUAGCGAACGCGCUAGCUAGUUUAGCUUUUGGCGUUUGAAAUUAUUCUUGCUCUUCUGUGGUUACAAUGUCAGGAGGGGCAAACUUUGGAUUUCCUGGGACAAGCCAAGCCAGCCCCGGGACGUUUACGUUCCGGAAAAAGGACAGCAGUUCACCCGCUAGGUUCUGGGAGAGUCCGGAUACUUUAGCUCAACUGGAGGUGGUGCGACAGUGGAUCGGGAAGCACUACAAAAAGUAUGUGUCGGUGGACGCCCCAUCCUGCCAGGCAUUGGCUGCUGUCACCUUGCAGCUUCUGCAGUUUCAAGAAGAUGCUUUUGGCAGACAAGCUACCAACCCUGCACUCACAAAACUACCUGCACACUGUUUUAUGGACCUGCGACCAGGCGGUGGACUCUGCCACAUCCUUGGCACUAUUUACAAGUUCAAGGUUGAGCAGGGCUGGCGGAGGCUUGACUUGCAGAAUCCAUCCAGAACUGAGAGAAAUGUGGAGAUGUUUGUCGCUAUCGAGAAAGCUCUAAUCCAGAACAACUGCAUGGCUCUGCCUGUGGUGUAUCUUGAUCCUAUGGUUGAUCCGGAGCUGUCCAGCAGACUUGCUGGCAUCAUCAUCAGACACAGGGGUAUCAUCACUGAGGACAGAGACACCGCCAGUCAUCAUGUCUACACCGCUAUUGUUUCUACAGAAGAGGGUGACUGGAUGCGUCCCGUUAUGCGGAAGGACAAUUAUGUCCUGGUUCAUUGGGGGAUGCACCCUGACAGUUAUGACAGCUGGAUGUCCUCGGGUGACGUUGAAGGAGAAGUUGAAGAGCUGCUGCACACAGACAGGCCUUGGAGAGUUCAUGCUGGCUGGGCUCUGGACACAGAUGUCUUUAACGAGUGGAUGAACGAGGAGGAUUAUUGUGUAGAUGACAGGAACGUUCCUCUCAUCCUCCGUAGAAGAAUUCACCUCCAAGAAGAUCAGGACUCAAAGUGCACUCCCUCCAGAAAGAGAAGACGCUCCCCCUCCCCUUCCUCUGAAGGAAGGAAGAAAGGAAAGAAAGGGAGAAGACGUGGGCAGCCAGAUGAAGAGCCAGAGGAGGACCUGACAAAAGACAUGGAGGACCCUACACCUGUGCCUAAUAUGGAGGAAGUCAUACUGCCCAAGAACGUGAACCUGAAGAAGGACAGUGAGAAUACUCCGGUGAAAGGAGGGAUCAUGGCUGACCUCGACGAUCAGGAAGAUGACUUUCCGGGAAGGGAAGAUGAAGACGGACGAGAGGUUCCACGCCUGUUUGAGGGGGACGAUAACAUCACGGAGCAAACCCAUCACAUAAUCAUACCCAGCUACACGUCCUGGUUUAACUACAACAGCAUUCAUGCCAUAGAGAAACGUGCACUUCCUGAAUUCUUCAAUGGAAAGAACAAAUCAAAGUCUCCUGAAAUCUACCUGGCGUAUCGUAACUUCAUGAUCGACACGUAUCGGCUCAACCCCCAGGAAUAUCUGAGCUCCACGUCCUGCAGACGGAACCUGACCGGAGAUGUCUGCGCUCUCAUUAGGGUGCAUGCACUUUUGGAGCAGUGGGGUUUAAUCAACUACCAGGUGGAUGCAGAGAGUAGACCCCUCCCUAUGGGACCUCCACCCACGCCUCACUUCAACGUGCUGGCCGACACGCCGUCGGGGCUGGCCCCUCUCCAGCACAAGCCCCUACAGGUGCCGGUGUCUCCAGGCCAGCUCUUCCUGUGCCUUCUGAUGAGCACUGUGCUGAGACUCUUUGUCCUGCAGGUGUCCGCCUCGCAGCACACGCUGUUUUUCCCAGAGAAGAGCCGAGAGAAGCCGUCAGACUGCCAGAACUUCGGUCUGCGCCCCGACAUUUACACCAGGAAACACCCGAAGACCAAAGGAGCAAAUGCAGGAAGAGAGUGGACAGAGCAGGAGACUCUCUUACUGCUGGAGGCUUUGGAGGUCUACAGGGAUGACUGGAACAAAGUAUCAGAGCACGUUGGCUCCAGAACACAGGACGAAUGUAUCCUCCACUUCUUACGUCUGCCGAUAGAAGACCCCUACCUGGAGGAUUCGUCGGCCUCUUUGGGCCCGCUGGCCUAUCAGCCAGUGCCUUUCAGCCAAUCAGAAAACCCUGUGAUGAGCACCGUGGCCUUCCUGGCGUCCGUGGUGGAUCCGCGUGUGGCAUCGGCCGCAGCUAAGGCUGCGAUGGAGGAGUUCUCCAAAGUGUACGAGGAGUCGUUGGAUAAAGCCUCUGAAGGAUUCAACCAGUCAGCAAGGACGGAUUCACUGAAAGCAGAAAAGCUGGACUCCAACUCUCAUCAGGUCUCCGUGAGGGUGGAUGGAGUCAAGAUGGAACCCGACCUGUCUAAAGUGGAGGGAGAUGAAUUGAAGAGUGAACAUGCUGAAGCUAUGCUGACAGAGGAGAGAGAUGGCAGGGGAGAUAACAAUGAGAGCAGGAGAGAUGGAGAAGGGGAGGACGGCAGGAGAACGAUGGAGAUGGAGCUGGUGGAGGGCAGCGUUCCCGUGGCAGCAGCAGCUGCUCUGUUGUCGGCAGCCUCAAAAGCAAAGCACUUGGCAGCAGUAGAGGAGAGGAAGAUCAAGUCCCUGGUGGCUCUGCUGGUGGAGACCCAAAUGAAGAAGUUGGAGAUCAAACUGAGACACUUUGAGGAGUUGGAGACCAUCAUGGACCGAGAGAAAGAGGCUCUGGAACUCCAGCGGCAGCAGCUCCUGACAGAGAGACAGACUUUCCACACGGAGCAGCUGAAGCAGGCAGAAAUGAAGGUCCGCCAGCAGAGAGAGCAGCAGGGACAGAGCGCUUUCAGCCUGCAGCACUCUGGUCAGCCCAUGCCCAACCGCAUGAUGCCUGGAGCAGGAAAUGCCCAGACGAUACCCCCCCGACACCCUGGAGCCCUCAAUGGAAUGUAUCCGUCCUCGCAGCCCGAUGUGACAGUUGCUCAUCAGACCGCUCCUCCGUCCUCCACUCACAGCUGAACUCCUCAAGAGAAGAAGAGAAGCUCCAGCCCAGAGUUCAGGAACACAUGCUUGAUUUAAAGUCUAACUCUAGAACUAGAGUUUCCGUUUGUUGUCAGCCUGAAAGCUUUGCGAGCACAUAAACACAGCUGGUGUGUGUUUGGUCUACAGUUUGUCUCAUCUGUCAGUUAUUUGUGUUCGGAUGUCAAGAGUUGAGAAUGAAAACUCAACUCAUUAAAGUGUUUAUAUGAA